CAAAAUUGUCACUUUUUAUUUACCAUGUCAUGAAUUUCUUGGGUGGAUUUACGAUUUUUUAUAGAUUUGUGAUAAUUACCUUGAAAAUAUAAUUAAUUAUUACUGUUCUUUAAAAUAAAAAUGGUAUGGAGGACAACUCUAAAUCUUGUAACAAGCCAACUUGGCAAAACUGUGUUCACUGUCCAAGACUACUUUUCACUUCUGCCACGGAAUUUGAAAGGCACAUUCAAGACAAGCACAGCAUCAAAGAGGGAUCUAUUAUACUCUGUCAGUAUGGCCAAAAUGGGAUGUGUUCAUCUUUGCAAUUCGGUGAUUUGCGAAAACCAGGCUUUAAAUAUCACGUAAGAGAAUACCAUUUGUACACAAAAAAUCCAAAUGAUGACUGGACCUUCUAUUCAUCCUCCCAAAACCUUCCAGCAGUAUUAAACGAUCCUAACAAAGGAAAACAGAGCAAUUUCUUCACGAAGACUUGGGGAGACAAUUUUAUUGAUAAAGUUGAUAUAUAUCCUAGUCCAUAUUUACCAGAAAUCACUUUAGCACACUUUGAAUCUUAUUGCAAAAGGGUUGCUAAAAAAUAUCGCCGUCAUUGUAGACUCAAAGAAAGUAUUCCAGUUAAAAAUAAAACACCUACUGUAGAAAAUGUAUGUGAGGUACCUAGCAUUUUCUAUGAACAAUCUCUACCAUUAAAAGACCCAGAUGUAUUCAAGCAAGUUUUUCCUAGUCUUUGUAAUUCUGAAGAACCAAGCAUUGCUAUAAGAUCACUUCAAGAAACACUCAGCACAUAUUUAGAUGUCAUUGAGAUGAAAAUUUCCAAGCAAGUAGCUCAAAAAUCUGAUGCAUUUUUUCAUGCAAUGCUGUCUCAUGAUACAAUAAUGGAACAGAUGGCUAGAGCAGUAUUUACAGUCAGAAAAACCAGACAAAAUAUUACACAUGUGAAAGGUAAUCUUACUGAAUGCCCAUUAAAGUUAUCAAGUUUGACAAGAAUUAAUCAUAAUUUGAAUAAUGUACAUGAAAUUUUGAAAUUAAUGGGUACGGUACAACAGACACAGCCAAUGAUACAGCUACUUUUAAGUACAUCUGACUAUGUAGCUGCAUUGGAUUUAAUUAGUUCUACUCAAAAGGUAUUGUCAACCCGCUUAGCAGGUAUACAAGCAUUCCGUCAUUUAUCUCCACAACUAACUGAAAUGAAGAGGUUGAUACACAAAAUGUUGAGCAAUGAGUUUUUAAGGUUCAUUGUUACUGACCUUAACAGGCCACCAAAAGAUGAGGCAGAAAUACCAGAGAGAGAAAAAGUUGUGUCAAUUGUAUCAGGGAUCCUACGUCUGAAGGAGUUUGAUUUUAUCGAUACCUUUAAAAUUGAGGCAAUGACUUCUAUUCAAGCAACAAUCAAACAAUCUGUCAUUGAAAUAAUUUCGGAAAGAGAAGGAAACACAGAAAUAGUUUUAAGAGGAUCAAAUGCAGAUAACAUGUGGCUGCUGUGUAAUGAAGGUAUAACAUUUCUGCAGAAAGUUACUCCAAACCUAAUUAAUUUAUUCAAAAGAAUACUGGCACUAAAUAAUUUGAUACUAGAAAUAACACAAAUGGAUGAUGUUACUGGCAAUGAUAGUGAAGACAUGUGGACACCAGAAGAGCUACUUACUGUUGAAGAAAAGUUAAAAAAAAUGAUUGGAUCAUUAUCUGACUAUUGUAAUGAGAGAUGUGCUAAUCUCAUUGUAACUAAAACUGACAAGGACUAUGUAUUUUCUGAUAUGUCCCAAUUAUCAAUCUUGUCUAAACUUAUUGAAAACUUCUGUGAUGAAUGUGAAAAAAUUACUGGACAUUGUAGCAAUGCAAUGAAAUUGGCACUUCGGAGUUAUGCAAUGAAGUACAUACAAUGUCUACAUACUGAACGUAGGACUCAACUAACUUCUGCUCUUAAUGUUGAGCGAUGGAAAGCUGCAGAUGUCCCUUGUGAAUUGCAAAGUGCAAUAAAUACGAUCCAUGAACUUGGUGAAAUACCAAAUGCUUUACAAUAUGACAGUGGUAAACCAGAUGGAAAGUAUUUAUUAAUAAAUAAGGAGAGUUAUGCUGUUGUAGCUACAGUCCAGCUGUUAAUAAAAAUUUUGCUAGAGUAUUGUGAUGCAACUAAACAAUCUCCAGUUAUAGUUCAGUAUUUGGUGCACUGCAUGUUGGAAUUGAUCCGAUUAUUCAAUUCCCGGUGCUGCCAAUUGGUACUAGGUGCUGGUGCUAUACAAAGUGCUGGUUUAAAAACUAUAUCUACAUCAAACCUUGCAUUAGUGUCUAGGUCUCUGCAGGUUGUCAUGUGGUUUCUACCCAAGAUAAGAUGGUUGCUAGAAAAACAACACUCUAAAGAGCUGUCAUUAAAUGGUUUUAGUAAUAUAGAAAGUGAUAUAGUAAGCCAUAAGCAGGAAAUAGAGAAUAAGAUUUGUCUCAUAGUAAGUAAUAUGCUUGCAUCUCAGUUAACAGGGUGGGAUGCUAAGCCCCCUGUUCCAUCUCAAACAUUCCGAAAUAUCUCUAAACACUUGGUUAAAUUACAUGAAGCUCUCAUUGAUAUCCUGCCCAAUGAACAAAUAAGGACCAUUUAUAAAAGAGUACAUGAUAAUUUCAAAGAUAAACUCCGAGAACAACUAGUGAAGAUGAACAUAGUAGCUAAUGGUAGUCCUCAGCACGGUGUUGUCACUUCAGAGUUAACAUUUUAUUUACAAACCCUUAAGACACUACGGGUGAUAAAUGAAAACGAUGCUGAAGAUAAUAUAUUGUAUGAUAUUUGGUUAAAUUAAGUAUACAGGUAUAUAUAAUGUGGUAGUAGAAAGAUAUUCUGUAGCCAUUUUUGUAAAAAGUAUGUUGUAGGUAUUCAAUUGAAAUACUAUUUAUUUAUAAAAAAAAUAAGUACCUACUUCUUUGCAAUGUCUUUGGUAAAUUUAAAAAAAAAACUUGUAAAUGGCCAAAGAAAAUUUUGCAUUGUCUUAUUACAUGAUUAUAUAGAUAAUAAAACUGAUGUAAGAAUAUGCAUUAUGUAAAUAAAAUAUGUUGAAUAAGUUUCAA
This is a messenger RNA of Helicoverpa zea (corn earworm), 3045 nucleotides long. It is a transcript of the gene scat, whose product is annotated as vacuolar protein sorting-associated protein 54. The coding region runs from base 126 to 2780 and encodes 884 amino acids. Gene Ontology annotation, cellular component: GARP complex. The record is from RefSeq and is a predicted model, not a curated record. Gene Ontology annotation, biological process: retrograde transport, endosome to Golgi; Golgi to vacuole transport. The transcript has 2 exons. Gene Ontology annotation, molecular function: syntaxin binding. Lineage: Eukaryota; Metazoa; Arthropoda; Insecta; Lepidoptera; Noctuidae.